Messenger RNA from Limanda limanda (common dab), 632 nucleotides. It is a transcript of the gene mrps21, whose product is annotated as mitochondrial ribosomal protein S21. The coding region runs from base 15 to 278 and encodes 87 amino acids. Gene Ontology annotation, biological process: translation. The record is from RefSeq and is a predicted model, not a curated record. Gene Ontology annotation, cellular component: ribosome. Gene Ontology annotation, molecular function: structural constituent of ribosome. The transcript has 2 exons. NCBI's taxonomy places the organism in Eukaryota, Metazoa, Chordata, Actinopteri, Pleuronectiformes, Pleuronectidae.
GCACCGCUGUGAUCAUGGCGAGACAUCUUCGCUUCGUGGCGCGGACGGUGAUGGUCCAGGACGGGAACGUGGACGGAGCUUACAAGACUCUGAACAAGGUCCUCAGCCAGGAAGGGAUUAUCGAAGACGUCAAGCGCAAGCGCUACUACGAGAAGCCCUGUCGAGAGAGACAGAGGAAGAACUUUGAGAACUGCAAGCGGAUCUACCACUCGGAAAUGGCGAGGAAAAUUAACUUCAUCUCCAGGACAAUCAGAGAGGAUCCCUGGCUCGGCUGCUAGAGGAAUGGGAGUGUGAUGGAACCGGACUUUAUCAAUGGACCAGCCAGCAAAGUGGAGGAAGCAAUCGUUACAGACGCAAUUCCAACGACACGUCUAUAUGAACUUUAUAAAAAGAGAAAAUAAUGGCUUUUGUGGUGUCGCACACAGUGAAACAGACUUGUUUUAAAUGUGUUAAAACUGAGUUGUUUUCCAGUAUAAAUGUUAACAGCAUUUCUUAUGUUAGGAGAGAAAAAAAUCUUUGUACUCGUUUUUGGUUGUAAUGAGCAGGUUAUCAAACACUAAAUUUGUGUUUGGAACCUUCCUUCAUAAUCUUGCUGAUAAAAAUGCUAAUAAAAAACAUUUAAAUUGGUGAAA